UUUCACCAGAGAGACAGACCAGUGAGAGGAGUCGUAAAAAAUGCCGGCGGGACACGGAGUAAGGGCGAGAACAAGGGAUCUGUUCGCGAGACCAUUCAGGAAGAAGGGUUACAUCCCACUCUCCACUUACCUGAGAACCUUCAAGGUCGGCGAUUACGUGGAUGUCAAGGUUAAUGGAGCUAUCCACAAGGGUAUGCCUCAUAAGUUCUACCAUGGUCGUACUGGUCGCAUCUGGAACGUUACUAAGCGUGCCGUUGGUGUUGAAGUCAACAAACAGAUUGGGAACAGAAUCAUAAGGAAGAGGAUUCAUGUGCGUGUGGAGCAUGUGCAACAGUCAAGGUGUGCUGAGGAGUUUAAACUCAGGAAGAAGCAGAACGAUGAGCUUAAAGCUGCAGCUAAAGCUAGAGGUGAGACAAUCAGCACCAAGAGACAACCUAAAGGUCCUAAACCAGGUUUCAUGGUUGAAGGUAUGACAUUGGAGACUGUUACUCCCAUCCCUUACGAUGUCGUCAACGAUCUCAAGGGUGGCUAUUGAGUUGUUUCCAUUUGUUAUGAUGUUUUUUUUGUAUCAAACAAGACUGAUUUCUACAUGGUAUGAGUUCAGAUUUUGUUUCUACAUUCUUCAGAAA
Capsella rubella is the source of this 629-nucleotide messenger RNA. RefSeq names its product 60S ribosomal protein L21-1. The record is from RefSeq and is a predicted model, not a curated record. NCBI's taxonomy places the organism in Eukaryota, Viridiplantae, Streptophyta, Magnoliopsida, Brassicales, Brassicaceae. Gene Ontology annotation, molecular function: structural constituent of ribosome. The transcript is spliced from 2 exons. Gene Ontology annotation, cellular component: ribosome; cytosolic large ribosomal subunit. The coding region runs from base 41 to 535 and encodes 164 amino acids. Gene Ontology annotation, biological process: translation.